AUGGUCAACAAUGCAGGUAGCACCGGCACCGGCGCCGGCGACGCCUCCGCGGCAAGCCCAGCCGUAGCCUCGUUUACCGUCAAGGCCGGACUGGCGCAGAUGCUUAAGGGCGGAGUCAUCAUGGACGUGACGGACGCGGCACAGGCACGCAUCGCCGAGGACGCCGGAGCGUGUGCCGUCAUGGCCCUCGAGCGGGUGCCCGCGGACAUCCGGGCCGAGGGCGGCGUCGCGCGCAUGUCGGACCCGCACAAGAUCAAGGAGAUCCAGGACGCCGUCACCAUCCCCGUCAUGGCCAAGGCCCGUAUCGGCCACUUUGUCGAGUGCCAGAUCCUCGAGGCCCUCGGGGUUGACUAUAUCGACGAGAGCGAGGUGCUCACCCCUGCCGACGACAAAUACCACGUCGAGAAGGCCGGCUUCGGCGUCCCCUUUGUCUGCGGCUGCCGCGGGCUGCCAGAGGCCCUGCGCCGUAUUGCCGAAGGCGCCGCCAUGAUCCGAACCAAGGGCGAGGCGGGCACUGGUGACGUCGUUGAGGCGGUCAAGCACAUGCGGCAGCUCAAGGACGACAUUGCGCGUGCCGUCGCUGCGCUGAGAGACGGCGGCGACCUGGCCAUCCGCGCACUUGCCCGUGAGUUUGAGUGCGACGCCGCCUUGCUUAAGAAAACGGCGGAGCUGGGACGGUUGCCCGUCGUCAACUUUGCCGCUGGUGGUAUUGCCACUCCCGCCGACGCAGCACUCAUGAUGCAGCUCGGCUGCGACGGCGUGUUUGUCGGAAGCGGCAUCUUCAAGUCGGGCGAUGCGGCCAAGAGGGCAAAGGCCAUUGUCCGGGCCACCACGCACUUCAGAGAUGCCAAGGUGCUGGCUGAGUGCAGCGAGGGGCUAGGAGAGGCCAUGGUCGGCAUCAGUGUCAGCAGCAUGAGGGCGGACCAGAAGUUGGCUGGCAGGGGCUGGUGA
Molecule: messenger RNA, 951 nt
Organism: Microdochium trichocladiopsis
Lineage: Eukaryota; Fungi; Ascomycota; Sordariomycetes; Xylariales; Microdochiaceae
Product: SOR/SNZ family-domain-containing protein
Exons: 1
Coding region: 1-951 (316 amino acids)
Biological process (GO): amino acid metabolic process; pyridoxal 5'-phosphate biosynthetic process; pyridoxine biosynthetic process
Molecular function (GO): amine-lyase activity
Source: RefSeq, a predicted model, not a curated record